Messenger RNA from Aspergillus costaricaensis CBS 115574, 1334 nucleotides. Its product is annotated as carnitine:acyl carnitine antiporter. Gene Ontology annotation, biological process: carnitine transmembrane transport; mitochondrial transport. Gene Ontology annotation, molecular function: O-acyl-L-carnitine transmembrane transporter activity. Gene Ontology annotation, cellular component: mitochondrial envelope. Lineage: Eukaryota; Fungi; Ascomycota; Eurotiomycetes; Eurotiales; Aspergillaceae. The transcript has 5 exons. The record is from RefSeq and is a predicted model, not a curated record. The coding region runs from base 173 to 1150 and encodes 325 amino acids.
UUUUAAUCCAUGUACGCAAAUUUUUAGUAAACUACCCUACUCAUAACUGCUUUUCUCUCACCUCUUUCUAAAGUCGCCGCUUCUUGCUUCUUCUGCUACAGCAGACACGACUCCUCCCCGCUCCCUUCUCCCCGCUUCUUAUUCUCCCCGCUCAUCCGCGCCAGCCACCACCAUGACCGCAUCUCCGUCCGCCGCUGAAUCAAUUCCAGAGGAAGUCAGAGUUCCGGAGCCCAAGCCCGUUAACCAGACUAUUGCUCAGAUCCGCUCGCUUGCUGCUGGUGCUGCCGGUGGUGUGUGCGCCGUUGUUGUUGGACAUCCUUUUGAUCUGGUGAAGGUGCGCCUUCAGACGGCAGAGAAGGGCGUUUACUCUGGUGCUAUUGAUGUCGUGAAGAGGACUGUGGCCCGGGAGGGUCUCGCUCGAGGUCUUUAUGCAGGUGUCUCUGCUCCCCUGGUGGGAGUCACGCCAAUGUUCGCUGUCAGUUUCUGGGGUUAUGAUGUGGGUAAAACGCUCGUCGGCAAGAUGUCCGAAGUUCGCGUAGAGAACAACACCCCUCAAUACACCAUUGGCCAGAUUUCCGCUGCGGGUUUCUUCUCUGCCAUUCCCAUGACCUUGAUCACGGCACCCUUCGAGCGCGUCAAGGUGCUCCUUCAGAUCCAGGGUCAGAACCCCCCGCCUCCCGGUCAGAAGCCCAAGUACUCUGGCGGUCUGGAUGUGGUCCGCCAGCUAUACCAGGAGGGUGGUAUUCGCAGUGUGUUCCGUGGUAGUGCAAUGACCCUCGCUCGUGACGGCCCUGGUUCUGCUGCGUACUUCGCCGCCUACGAGUAUAUCAAGCGCACUUUGACUCCCAAGGAUGCGGAAGGAAAUGUCACUGGCCAGUUAUCCAUGCCUGCCGUCCUGGCUGCCGGUGGUGCUGCUGGUAUUGCCAUGUGGAUCCCUGUCUUCCCUGUCGAUACCAUCAAGUCUCGUCUGCAGAGCGCGCCUGGUCGUCCCACAAUCGGCGGUACGAUUCGCACCGUCUAUGCCAGCGGUGGCUUCAAGGCUUUCUUCCCUGGAUUUGGACCUGCUUUGGCAAGAGCCGUUCCUGCCAAUGCUGCUACUUUUGCGGGUGUUGAGCUGGCUCAUCAGUUCAUGACAAAGCUUUUCGACUAGACGGAUGCCUUGCGCGCUGCAGGUACGGUGGUGUAAGUCUAUCGGUUAUUUGAUAUUGUGGCGUUCGUUAUUUCGUCAUUCUGUGGAAGCAUUUUGCAAGCCUGGAUAUUCUGUUUUUCAUUUAGACUAGACGGUUCCUGGCUGUCUGUAGCGCUAGGAAUUUAUAUUAUAUCAGUAGAGAACC